AUGGUAUUAGAGACUCUAUGGCCAAAUGGUCUUCUGUCAUUGCUAGUUGCACACAAGGAACUUUCUGGAUUUGAGAGACCAUGGACUUCUAAUCCUCUCAUUUUUGACAACUCAUACUUCACUUUUACUAUGUCACCUGAAGAUGAGGAGAGAAAAUCAGAGGUGCGUGCUACGUUGGGUCGGCCAUUGAGAAACUAUUCGACAGUUGCUAUUUUGCAGUGUUACAUUGAUUCCAUGGUAGAUUCUAGAGGUUGGGAAGAGAUUCCGGGGCAGGGCACUGAUAAUGUCACCUAUGUGGAGUUUGAGAAUGUUGGACCUGGGUCAAACACGGAUGGUAGAGUGGAAUGGCAUGGUGUUAGAGUUCUUGGCAACCAUAAUCAAGCACUUGUUUUCACGGCUUCCUAUUUCUUGGAUGCUGACUCUUGGAUUCCCACUAGAGGUGUUCCUUAUGAUAGUGAACUAUAA
This is a messenger RNA of Lathyrus sativus (Indian pea), 465 nucleotides long. The record is from the annotation of a GenBank genome assembly. Lineage: Eukaryota; Viridiplantae; Streptophyta; Magnoliopsida; Fabales; Fabaceae.